Puccinia triticina is the source of this 1275-nucleotide messenger RNA. RefSeq lists its product as uncharacterized. The transcript is spliced from 3 exons. NCBI's taxonomy places the organism in Eukaryota, Fungi, Basidiomycota, Pucciniomycetes, Pucciniales, Pucciniaceae. Bases 1 to 1275 code for a protein of 424 amino acids. The record is from RefSeq and is a predicted model, not a curated record. Gene Ontology annotation, biological process: lipid metabolic process.
AUGCUCGAGGUCCUCAGAGUCGGUUCUCACCUCGUCCUCUUAUUCGUCCAGGCCGUUCUGCUCCAGCUGGUAUGGACCCAGCCGGCGUACCUCGACAGCCGACGGGUGCGCUGGACGAGGAUAAGCUUGCUGCCGCUGACGCUGGGCGUGCUCUUCUCCAACCACGCCGCGAUGAAAGACCACCCGGGCAUCGUCCGGCAAUUCAAGGUCAACCUGGGCUGCACGUUCGCCGGGCAGCUCUUCAAGUCCAUCCUGCUGGCCUUCACCCGGCCGAGCGCGGCUGAAGUCGCCCAGACGCGCGAGGCGCCACAGGGCCUCUCUGCCCCAGCCACCCUCGUCCAGGCCGCCUUGCUAGUCGUCAACGGGAGCUCGAAUCCAGCCAAGCAGCCCAAGCUGGUCACCGAAGGACCCAACCACACGGUCCGCGCGGACCUCGUCUUCCUACUCUCGACGAUCCGGCGGAUGCUGGUGCUCAACAGCUUCGGCCUCCUGGGCCUGUACUGCUGGAAGAGCGUGCACGACGACCGGCUCGUGGGGCGGUACCCGAUGCUGAAGCGCUACGAGGCCCAGAUGACGGCCGUAGUAUGGGGGCUGUUCUGCUGGACGGGGAUCGACCUGACGGGCUGUCUGGUCCGGCUGGCGGCGUUCGCAUCCAAGUCCGUCCACCGGCUCUUGGCCCCGGCCAUACCCUCCCACCGCCUGCCCGCUGCACCCGACUUCAGCCGGGUGGACCUCGAACAGACAUGCCCAUUCUUGUUCGCGAACUCGCCCCUCGAGGCCUCCAGCAUCUCCGCCUUCUGGGGCAGACAUUGGCACACUGUCCUCCAGGGCCUCUUCGUCGAGGCCGGCGCGGUCCCCCUCACGUCCCUCGUUCGCUGGGCCUUCGGAACCCACAAACCUCCGCCAAAGCUCCUCCGUCUCAGCGGAAUCAUCGGCGCCUUUGCGGUCUCGGCCAUCAUGCACGAAGUCGGGGUGUGGAGCGCAGGCCCAUUCGACCGCCGUCUGAGGACCUCGGUCUUUUUCCUCAGCCAGGGCGUCGCAGUGUGUCUCGAGAGCGCAUUCAAGAGUCUCUCCGGCCAGCGUGUUACCGGGCCCUUGGGCAGGAUAUGGACCUUCGCCUGGCUGAUCUUCUUCGGCACGCCCAUGAUCGACGCGUGGCUCGAGAACCUGACCUAUGACAAACAGAAAAUGUUCGAUGAAGCCGAGCGGCUCGGGUUCUGGAGGAUGCUGUUCACCCCUCUCAUCUUGCCCAAACUUAUCUUCUCUCGUGAUUGA